AUGUCCUCACCAAUGCCCCUCUCUACCAAGAUCGCUCACGUCACAGCGAUUGAAGCCGGCGCGGAACAUGCCUUUGUAAAGCCAGACCCCCAUCUUGACUACGCCAUUUCCAAUACAGCCAAAAACGGCAUGCCGUCCAUCCAGGUGUCCGCUUUACAAGGCCAGCUCCUCGCCAUCCAGGCCCGCUUCAUCGGCGCCAAGACAGUUCUUGAAGUUGGUGCUCUCGGCGGCUACUCUACCAUCUGUCUGGCUAAGACAGGCGCCAAAGUGACAAGCAUCGAGAUUGAUGCGAAGCACAGCGAUGUCGCUAGCGAGAACCUCCGCGCUGCGGGAAUCGAACCGGACAUUAUCCUGGGUGACGCGCGGGAUGUCCUCCCAAGACUCGUGGGCGAGGGCAGGGUAUUUGACAUGGUCUUUAUCGAUGCUGACUGGGGCCAGCACGCAGACUAUUUUGACUGGGCUGUCAAGCUCACCCGCAAGAAUGGCUGUAUUUUUGUAGAUAAUGUUGUGCAGGAAAUCAUUAGCUGUCAUGAUGGCGGUGUGGGAGAGGGCACACUGGUCGCGAGGGUUGGCGCAGAGCAGAACGUGACAGCAACGCUUGUGCCAAAGAUUACAGGAAGAGAAGGCGUGGUGGAUGAUGCAUUCAUCGAUGGGUUCCUCAUUGCCAUUGUCAUCUGA
Molecule: messenger RNA, 678 nt
Organism: Akanthomyces muscarius
Lineage: Eukaryota; Fungi; Ascomycota; Sordariomycetes; Hypocreales; Cordycipitaceae
Exons: 1
Coding region: 1-678 (225 amino acids)
Molecular function (GO): S-adenosylmethionine-dependent methyltransferase activity; O-methyltransferase activity
Source: RefSeq, a predicted model, not a curated record